AAAAGUUUUGGGAAGCGUCUUUCGGCUUUCGACAUUAUAUUUUUAUUAUUGCAAAUCAUUAAUUUUUACGACAUAUUAACAAGUGGUAAUAUAUGCUGUACUCUUAAUAAAAUACAUACAUACGCAUGAGUGAACAAUGAAGCUCAAAAAAGUAAAAACGGAUACCGAGGAGACUCUUCCUAUGCCACCUCAAGCAGAGAUUAUAGAGGCUGAUCUCUAUAAAAGGACUUACUUUGGUCCUGAUGUACCCACUCUUGAGAUGGACUGUUGGGAAGAAGAGUUAUCUGAGGCCCAACUGCAAGCUUAUAAAAAUGCAGAUGAAGAAUAUAAAAACAUUCAAAAUAAGCUAGAUGAUAUUGUCAAAGAUACAGGAGGAAAGAUUGUCUACAACGGUGAUCAGUUCACUGCUUACCAACUGCUUGGAAAACAACCUGUUCUAAAAGAUCUUGAAAGGCAAAGCGGUGAGAUAAUUAGAUCUAGAUCUCGGUCUAUGUCUAUAUCUAAGGAAACAAAAGGAAAAAGAGGCCGUGCUGCAAAGAGAAACAGGGAAGAGGACUAUGAUUACUCUCCGGAAAGAACUAAAUCACCCGAGACUCGGUCAAGUAAGAAGAAGAAGAAAGACAAGGACAAGAGGAAAGAUGAGAAAGAGAAGGAUAGCAAAGAAGUUACCAAAACCAAGGACAAAACUUUGGCACCAUCCAAUGUGCACAGUGUGGUGACCAAUGUGCGCCCGUCAGAGGCCACAGCUAUCGGGGGCUUGCUCACCGGCACCACUGCCAAGACUACCGCUAUCGUGGACCUCACUAAAGAAGAUAGCACUAAGAAUGUGGCUGAUUCCAGAGAAGUUUCUUUCAAUAAGCUUCAAGGCAAGACGUUCCCGUCGCUGGUGGUGGUGGCGCGGCCGUACCUGCGCGCGAAGGAGGGCCCCGCGUCGGACCGCGCGGCGCUGGACACCAAGGUGAAGUCGGUGCUCGUGCACACGCCCAUGAAGUUCACCGAGUGGCUCAUCCAGCAGGGCCUCGUGCGCUCCGACCAGUGGUGCGCCAUACACGUCGGCAAUAAGCUCAAGUUGGGAAUGUAUUCUGAUGUAUCGAAAUUCCCAUAUUCCGGCGGCUACGUGUGGAUAUCCGAGUGUUGUCCGACAAGAUUUGUGUCUGUGUUCUCGAGCUCCAUCUUCGAAGGAGCGACCUUCCCGCCGAGCGUUCUGCUCAAACUUAUCUACCACUGGGCUUGUCAGACCAAUGUCCAAAAUGUUGUGCAAUGGGUUAAAGUCGACAAUCUGUACGUAAAAGGGCUGUUCACUUGGCUAAGAGCAGUGUGUACGUCAGCGACACAUCAACAUUUGGGUCUACUUGGUGGGUCUGGCAGGAAGGUGGAAGUCGGUGUGAUAUCCCUCGGCACUACGAGCCAUGACGGCACGCAACGGCAAGUUAAGGUGGAAGUGUUGGGUGUACUCGAUCCUGUGGAGAAAUUGAUUCGAUUGCGCGCAGUGGAACCGCUAGCAGAAUAUGAGAAAAACUAUAAAAAGCGUUUCCAGAAGAUUCUAGAACCUCUGUCCAACUGGGUGCACCCCUCGUCCAUCAUCCUCACCGACCUGACGGUGGACAAGAGCACCCUGGUCAACAUGGGCUUCAAGAACGUGAUGCAGUCCUCCUCACACGCUGACCAACCACAAAAACACUCAAAUGCCAAUAUAAUGGAGUACCUGCGCAGGAUCGUGCCCCGAAUGUUCCAGAACACGCUCUCGCUGCUCUCUCGACAGAUUAUACAGCAGUUCCUUGAUGAAUUGGUGUGGCGAGAAAUGUUCGGCGUAACCCCCGGGCAGGCGUUCGACAACAUAGUGCAGCACAUAGCGGAGCAGACGAAGCUGGACGGCAAGGAGACCAUCACCGUGCGCCUCAACAAGAUCGCCGCGCAUCCCUUCAAGAGCUGGAAGUAUCCCAAGAAGAAGGAGAAGGCAGCGGAGGAGGUGCCGGCGGAGGCGGAGACGGCGCGCGGGCGGCGCGGGCGCAAGCGGCGCGAGCCCGAGCCCGAGCCCGAGCCCGCACCGCCCGCACGCCGCCGCAAGCGGGACCGCGCGGCGCAGCAGUAUGACGACGAGGAGGAGAUGCCGCUCUCGCUCCGCACCAAGAUCAAGCAAGAGAAGACGAAGAAAAAAGACAAUAACGAAUCGAGCCUUCUCACGGUUACCCCGCGCGGCCGGCGCAAGGUCAUCAAGUCCUAUGUGGACGAAGACGACGGGGAGCUCGAUAUACCCCUCAAAGCCAUCAAGAAGGAGCUCAAGCCGGAGCAGACCGUCUCCCUCGAGAGGUUCUACUUCGGCCAGACCGAGGAAGCCGAGCCGGAAUCUAUCAAGAUCUCUGUGGAGUGCCCCAAGUGCCAGCAGGUGUUCCACGAGAGCCUGGCGCUGCAGAUGCACCUGGCGGAGCACGCGGCGGGCGGGGCGGGGGCGGUCGGCGAGCUGUGCCCGUGCUGCCUGCAGCGCCUGCCCGCGCACGAGCUGGCGCAGCACCUCGCCGCGCAGCACCCGCUCGACACCAAGCUGCCGGACCUCUUCACCUACGCCUGCUUGAUCUGCGAGGUGCGCUUCGCGGCGGUGCUGACGCUGGCGGCGCACAUGCAGAAGGCGCACGCGCCGCGCGAGCUGCCGUACGCGUGCGGUGCGUGUAGCUACCGCAGCUCCGCCCACCGCGCCACGCUGCAGCACGUGCAGCGCGCGCACCGCCGCUCCGACAAGCUGUGCUGCCCGCACUGCUUCAAGCUGGUGCCGGUGUACGCGGACGGGUGCGAGAUCAGCGCCAACGUGCUGCUGUUCCUGGACCACCUGCAGAUGCACCGCGACAAUCUGGAGAUGCGCUGCAACCGCUGCGUGCUCAAGUUCGUGCACCUCGGCCAGUUGAAAGAGCAUCAAAUCCGUGACCACUGUUCCUUUGAUCACGUCCUGCCGCUCUGCUCUGAGGAGCAUCUCAUCAAUAAGCCUAAGAACAAGGCGCGGCCACCGGUGAAGGACUCGACGAGCCACUCGAUCAGCGAGACGUUCGAAGGGCUGACGCUGGUGCUGCCCGAGGGCCGGCUGUGCCGCGAGUGCGACACGCCGCUCGACAGCGACAAGCACUUCCUCGGCGUGACGACGUGCAGCAAGUGCCCGUACGUGACGUCGUGCUACCGCGCCAUGCUGCGGCACAGCGGCUGCUGCGCCGGCCCGCACUCGCUCGAGGACGCGCCGCGAGCCGCGCACACCACGCUGCACUGCCUCUGCGGGUACACCACGCUCAUCGGUACGGAUAUGCUGACCCAUCUGCUGAUGACGCAGCACUCGAGCGCGUACUCGUCGGAGGAGGAGGCGCGCGCCAACAUCGCCGCGCCGCGUGAGGAGCCCGCACAGGCACAGGCUGCGCAGGCCGCACAGGCCGCGCAGGCCGGGCAGGGUGCACAGCCGGCGCCCGAACUGGUGCCACCUGCGCAGGCUCCACCCGCACAGACAGCGCAGUCGGAUACGGUCCCCGUGGACAGCAGCAUGUCGGCGAUACCGGAGUACGCGCCGCCGUCGGUGAUCAACACUCAGCUAUCGCUUGACGAUUUGGCGCCGCCUUCGUUGCUUCAACAGGACCAGCAUGAUCAGGAGCUACUCAAGGAAGCUUAUGACAGACCACUGGCAACCCCGCGGCAUGAGGAGCAGCACUACAGUCUUGGAGACUUUGAGCCGUUGCCUCAAGAGCCACCACCACAGCCAGACUUUGAACAACUGUAGAAAUAUCUAUCUACUAAAAAUCAAGAUAUAUUCAUAUUAUAUUUGCUUAGAUUUUUCUAUUAUGCAUAACAAUAUUCCAUGUAUAAUGUUAUAGGGAAAAGUUAAAUAAAGAAGUCAAUAAUAUUA
Colias croceus (clouded yellow) is the source of this 3877-nucleotide messenger RNA. RefSeq lists its product as uncharacterized. The record is from RefSeq and is a predicted model, not a curated record. Gene Ontology annotation, biological process: regulation of transcription by RNA polymerase II. NCBI's taxonomy places the organism in Eukaryota, Metazoa, Arthropoda, Insecta, Lepidoptera, Pieridae. Gene Ontology annotation, cellular component: nucleus. The coding region runs from base 137 to 3751 and encodes 1204 amino acids. The transcript has 21 exons. Gene Ontology annotation, molecular function: sequence-specific DNA binding; DNA-binding transcription factor activity, RNA polymerase II-specific.